Molecule: messenger RNA, 1445 nt
Organism: Homarus americanus (American lobster)
Lineage: Eukaryota; Metazoa; Arthropoda; Malacostraca; Decapoda; Nephropidae
Exons: 4
Coding region: 168-1043 (291 amino acids)
Source: RefSeq, a predicted model, not a curated record
UACAACAACCACCACUGCUGCCGGUGCUCCUGUUGCUACUGCUGCUGAAACUACUAUUGCUAGCGUUGCGUAUGUGAGGGGUAACAUGUUAAGCACACCCUGGUGAAGAGCAGUGUGUGUGUCUGAGCUGCCUAGUGAUCCUCCUCCUCGCUCUUAUCAUCAGGAAGAUGUGGGGAGCCUCGCUGAUGGUGUUGGCUGUGGGAGUGUUGGUUUGGGUAGGAGCUGCCACCGUCACCAACACCAACUACAAAUUAUUGCUUGAUAUUAUACUCGAAGGCAAUGUUGUUGCUGUUGCAGGGGUAGAAAGCCGAGUGACGUGCGGUGCCCGGUGCUCCUCGACAUCAGGCUGCCAGGUGUUUAGUAUUGAGAAGACGGCCGCUGCUACCUACUGCACCGUCUACGACAGUAUCACCGAUGCAUUCCAGGCGUCUGGACUGGGUAUAAAACACUACGUCCAGCUGGAUUUUGAGAACAACAUAAACACCCUCGUGGCCUUGAAUACCCCUACGACGACCACCACCACUGUGCCCAGCGUGGUAUCGGGUUUGGUUAGGAACGAACAGAGUGAAUAUAACAAUGCGUGUCCUGUUGACAUGGGAAUUGGAGCAGUUAUCCUGGAGAAGGGAUCGGAAAAGCAAGGGAAGAUCUAUUACCUUGACUGUAGGAAGUUUCCAGGUUUUUCAAUCGGAACCACUGAAAGCCUACUUCUACCGAACCAGACGUGCCCAGCCAAUACUGUGAUGGCGCAGAUAUUUGGUUAUGAUUCAGGGGGAAGUCUAAUGAAAUGGCAAGAACCUGACUCUUUGAAAUAUGUGUGCAAGGAUGUAGUUGGCUGGACGGUAACCUCCACGUGUCAGGAUUUGACGGUCGCAACUGGAAACACUUGGAAUGGAGAUGACUUCGCCGAUGUGGUUGAAACAGAGUGGGAUUAUUUCUUCAACUGUGCUGAGAAUUAUUUGGUCGUGAAGAUGAUGAUUGGCAAAUAUGAUGAUAAAAUGAUGUUCACUGCGGUGACCUGUUGCCUGGUGACACCUCCUCCUUGAAUCCUUCCACUUCAGUAACAGGUGAGAUGGAGGAGAACCAGAUGAAUAGGUAGAUGGUGAGCUUCGCUGCUUUUUGGUGACUCCCUCCCUCACAGUAACACGUCACCGUGACCCCCUCCAUCAUAUAAAAUAGAUCUCAUGAUUCAAUUUUGAUAUUAUAGAGAAUGCCAGUUGUCAUACUAGUUUCGUGCUUAUUAUAGGUCAUUGUGUAGUUAGGUACAGCUAUAAUUGGUAAAAAAAUAGUAUAAUUAUGUAAACUGUAGGAAUAUAUGAGAACUGGUGUCAUAAUAGCAUUUGGUCAUCUUCAAUUUUAUGAUUGUUAAUCCCUUAUUGUUUCUCAGUAAUUGUGAACACACACACACACACACACACACACUACGAAAACUUAGGUCACUUGGGACA